Molecule: messenger RNA, 1310 nt
Organism: Durusdinium trenchii
Lineage: Eukaryota; Dinophyceae; Suessiales; Symbiodiniaceae
Source: the annotation of a GenBank genome assembly
GUGAAGUUGGAGUUUUUCAGAACUGCUUUACGCUUCGCGCCAUGCUUUUCGGAGAGCCGGGUGUUGAUCCACGGAUUCAGCCCUUGCACCGUUUCCCUGAUGAAUGGGAUCUUCCCUGGGCCAGCACUUACCACAGCUACCAGCCUCAUCUUGGCUUCAGGCGCUUUGGAGACCGAGGUUUCGCACCAGAUCCCUACCACUGCUGGGCACCCGAUGCAGAAUUGCACGCCUACGCCUUCGUAGUGCCAGGCAACGAUCACACAUCGGUGGUGCCAGAGGAUUGGAAUGGUUGGCUGCCUCCACAUCCAGAGCAACAACGGCAAAACACUGCUCAAUCCAAGAGCGGCAGGACCAAAAAGAAGCGAGCAGAAAAAGCAAAGAUCAGCGAGGAGGUUGCACGGAGAAUGCAAUCCCAGCUCCAAUCGGCAACUCGUGGUGUCUCUUUGCGGAAGAUCUUUGGGAAAUAUGAUGCUGAUCGCAGUGGCACACUGACAUCGACCGAGCUGAAGAAGCUGAUUCGAAAGGAACUACGCAUCAGCACGGCAGUGAUUAGUGAUAGCGAUGUGGAGAAUUUAGCAGCUGCGCUUGAUGGCGACCGCACCGGCAAUGUUUCUGUGGAGGAGCUGUUGUCUUUCAUCGAGAGGGGCAGCGCGACCUUCUUCUCGGUUGCGCCCCCGAAGGAGGCUUCUUUGGAUGACGAAUCAAAGGAGGAAAUUCCGAAAUCCAGGGAUAGCAGCCGAGAAAAUGAUGAUGACAGUGAUACAUCGGAGAAAAAGGCUCCUGUUGGCGUAGCGCAACACCAAUCGUCGAAGACGAUUUUGGCAUGCACAAGACAGCCCUACAAUCGCUUAUUUUUUCGUCCAUUGACUCCACCACUUGGAGGUAGCCUCAUCACCCUGAACACCCCGCGGAAAAACCAGCGGACUCGCAAAGUGAGUAUGGUGCCGAGGGCAAAGGACCCACAGGAAGAGAAGGGGGUAUACCUUUGUGAUGAAUCUGACAUGCACAGCGAGCCAAAAGCAGAUCGAGACAUCGAAGGAAGCUUUGCUUGAAUUCGGCUGCUGGCCUGUAAUCGAUGUAGUUUUCACCAUUGGUCAGACAAGGCAGCGCAUAUUGGCUGUGCUGGCCCCAAAGGAUCAUUGUUCAGUCCUCACAACUUCAACCCUUCGUCGUUUCUGAUCUUUGAGGCGUGGUUCCAAAGCAACGGGAAGACUACAGCCGCGCCAGAGGACUGAUAGGAUGAGGCGCUUGCCGUCCGUUGAUCUAUGUGCAUAUUCGACUCCGAAAACCAAAUGAAUAUAGCAAAAGAA